AAAAAGCCGCGCGCCUGAUUCUCAUGACGAGAUGAACCACACAUACAUGCAGUAGCUCCUCCGCACUGACAGAAUCAGUCAGCCAACAUCAUUGGGACAUUCCGCACCGAAAGAGACUCAUAACUUCACCCAGGACAGGACACUAUUAGCUGCACCAUCCGAUAAGAGGUUGCGCUAGAGCGUAUCUGUGUUUGUUUUUUUUACUUAGUGAAACGCUUCCAGUGUCAAUUUUGACAUUUGGCAGCCUAUUUGAAUGCUGCAUGAGUUAAUUCCUCCAUUCAACCCUGGAUAUAACCGAUGAACUCACGAGAUGUAGAGUUGUCUACUGGCAGUGGCACCUGAGUGGCGGUAAAAAGGAGAUAACGUGACUUUCACGAUCCUCUCCAAGUCGGCUAAUUGUUUGACCAUACUGUCAGUGUAGACUUUGGUGGAACGGAGAGGAGUCCACAAACCGAGGAUUACCUGUUGGAUACUUUUACUAGUGCUGUCACAGGGAAAGGUGAAACGGCAUGGCUGUGGACGCGGCCUCCAGUUUCAGUUUCUGCCGGCCUGCUGUGGAAUACAGAGCGCUGCCGGAGGACUUCAACCACCUGAGUCGACGGACAGGAGGGAACCUGACUUGGCAUGACGGGCGGAGUCAGAAAACAGCAGGGGGCCGGACAGUGAAGCUGCUCCAACAGCCUGGGACAGAGAAAUAUCAGCGCCGUUCAGGCGACUCCUAUGGAAUCUACCACACCAGCCCCACCCAGCCUAGUCUGAUCCAGCCUGUGGUGUUAUGGACUCAGCAGGACGUCUGCAGGUGGUUGAAGAAACACUGUCCUCACAACUACCUGACCUACGUAGAGGCCUUCUCUCAUCACGCCAUCACAGGCCGUGCUCUGUUGCGUCUGAAUGGAGAGAAGCUGGAGAGGAUGGGCUUGGUGCAAGAGACACUGAGGCAGGAGCUCCUACAGCAGGUGCUUCAACUGCAUAUGCAAGAGGAGGGACGAAACCUGCAGCUCCUUAGCAGAGGUGGCUCCUUUGGAAAUCUAUCGUAACAUAACAUUCCAUUUCUGACUGGGUUGUUUACAGUGAAAACUGGAAAGAUUAUAGAGCACUUCAACCAUGUACAAGCUGGGAGUCUGUACACCAUUCAGAAACUAGGACUGUAAUGUGAACCACAUGGAAACUAUUAACUCCGAUGAGGACACAUGAGAUGAUCACAUGCCAUAUCCAACUCAGACAGAACCGGGGGAGAUGGAACACUCCCAAAUAUACAUACAGUACUGUGAUCAAUAGAGCACAGCCCCGACUUUGAAAAGUUGGAUAUUGGUUUUCCAACUAAAGGGACAGACAGACCAUACAGUUCUAUCUGUGAUUUGAAAUGAAAGGAUGUUAUUAAAGGCUUCAUGUCAGAUUGG
Oncorhynchus nerka (sockeye salmon) is the source of this 1400-nucleotide messenger RNA. Its product is annotated as sterile alpha motif domain-containing protein 10-like. The coding region runs from base 510 to 1037 and encodes 175 amino acids. Gene Ontology annotation, cellular component: cytoplasmic side of plasma membrane. Gene Ontology annotation, molecular function: protein binding. The record is from RefSeq and is a predicted model, not a curated record. The transcript has 5 exons. Gene Ontology annotation, biological process: cell surface receptor protein tyrosine kinase signaling pathway. Lineage: Eukaryota; Metazoa; Chordata; Actinopteri; Salmoniformes; Salmonidae.